AUGGCGAUUACCGAACUUAUCUUCCCCAAGAUCAAGCCUGACCAGGCUUCACUUGAUGAAAUCGAGCGAGACUGGCCUAUCAUUAGCAAGAGAUUGACCGACCCCAACCCUGGAGUGCUAUGCGCAUACCGUGGAUGGGUCCUCACCGAAAAUGGACGCAAUGUGAGAGAGGAACACAGGGAGUUUCUACUAUUUGAAUGGGAGAAAAUUGAAUCCUUCCACGCGUUCAUUGUCUCGGAGCAGUUCAAGAAUUUUGCGGCCUCUAUCAGACAUCUAGUGACUGGACCACCGACGCUGCAGCUAUUUGACACAAAUCUCAGCCCCAAAGAUGCUGCUUCUGCAUCUAGCAUUGAGAUAUUCCGCGUGACCGUUCCAAAUGCUGAGAAUGCCGAGACUGCUCUAAAGACCUGGGAGGCCAUAUCUCAAAAAGCCAAAGAGAGAUACGGAGACAAAGUAUCGGUCACCUACGGCAAGAGCCAAAAUCUUGAUGACGAGGUCGUUGCAGGUAUCAUCGGGUGGUCGAAACUAGAGGAUUGCGUUCCUAACAAUCAGGAGCCUGCGCUCGUAGACUCGCUCGAGUCGUUGAAGUGUUUGGGAGAACUAUCAAAUAUCACUGUCGAGAUUGAGCCCAUGGAUCUUCCGCCUUCGUAG
Penicillium cataractarum is the source of this 651-nucleotide messenger RNA. RefSeq lists its product as uncharacterized. The record is from RefSeq and is a predicted model, not a curated record. Lineage: Eukaryota; Fungi; Ascomycota; Eurotiomycetes; Eurotiales; Aspergillaceae. The coding region runs from base 1 to 651 and encodes 216 amino acids. The transcript is spliced from 3 exons.